Messenger RNA from Kazachstania africana CBS 2517, 1284 nucleotides. It is a transcript of the gene UBX6, whose product is annotated as Ubx6p. The record is from RefSeq and is a predicted model, not a curated record. Gene Ontology annotation, molecular function: protein binding. Lineage: Eukaryota; Fungi; Ascomycota; Saccharomycetes; Saccharomycetales; Saccharomycetaceae. The coding region runs from base 1 to 1284 and encodes 427 amino acids. The transcript has a single exon.
AUGGCUACAAAUCUAUUCCUUAAUUCUGUUGAAGAAGCUGUACAACUGUCCAACGUAGAUUCAAAACCGUUGGUAGUGUAUAAUACAUUCACUAAUGGCGAUGAUACCUGGUUAAACAAGUGGUUUAAAAGGGACGAGUCUUUAAAUAAACAACUACUCAGUGCCGCAAUAUGGUUGAAGUUAUCUGAGGGAACAACUCAAUUUGCUUAUUUUGCACAAAUUUUCCCAUCUGUUAUUGUCCCCAGUUUGUAUAUAAUACUUAAUGGCCAGAUUAAGACUAUCAUACAGGGUGAAGACAGUGCUGGUCAUUGGAAUGAGUUAUCUAAAGCACUCAGCAUUGAAAUACCAGUACCUAGGGGUCCUGUACAUCCAGAACAAACUUUCAGAGAAACUAUACAGCAUACUACACAAGAGAUCUAUCAAAGGGAAAAGUUGAAAGAAAGAAGACUAGCUGAACAAGAGCAUGAUCGUAUCCUUAAGUUAUUGAAAGCUGACAAGGAAGAGAGAAAGGCAAUGGAAAGGCAAAAGAUGCAGACAAAUGCAAAUACCGAUACAAAUAAUGAUGACAAAAUUUAUGAUAAUAUUAAGGAUAAAAGCAGGCUGCAUACGGUGGAUUGCACUCUCCUAAUUAGGCUUACAAAUGGUCGGACACUGACUCAUACGUUUCAUUCCAGUAAAACACUAAAUGAUGUGAGGAGUUGGGUGGAUCAGAAUCGAGUUGACGAUGAUGUUCCUUACGUUUUUCAUAGAAACGUUCCUCGUUUGACUUUUACAGAAUCAGAUGAGAUGAAGUCAUUAGAGUCAUUGGACUUGACACCAAGAUCUGCAUUAAUAUUGAAGCCUAUUGAAGGUGCCGAUAAAAAACUUAAUAUCUCUCACGCACAGGGUCCUAGUUUACUGGGAAAGGUUUACAACGGACUAUCUUCCUGGUGGAGUAAUAAUGAUGAUAAUUCUUCUGAUGCGCAAUGCUCCAGAAGUGAAGAUCUGCAUCACUCUCAGGCAAAUAUCAUGCAGAAACAGGGUACAAACCAUAGGGUAAAUGAAAUUAGAUCGGCAGAUAUAGAUAAUUCCUCAAUGUCAUCGUUUACGUCAUCACCAUUAUUGCCUUCAACCAGAACUGCCUCAAAUUUCAGGAGCUCGGAACAAAACAUUUCUUCUCGAUCUGUCUCUCCAAAUAUAUACCAGUUUUUAAAUCCAAAUGACGAUAAGCAGGAUGAAGAUGAUGAAAAAUCAGCAUAUAAUGGUAAUGCGAUUAAUCUCGAAAAGAAAAAGGAUGAUGAUUGA